CUUUUUUCUUUUGCUGUAGAGGUCUCAAGCGGCUCCCAUCUCACGAAAUUACCCAGUAGCCGUUGACGGCUCUUCAGUGACGGAUCGAGUCCAGUGUUACGAUUUUCUUUUCCCCUUUUCAUUUAUUUUUGGAAAAAAGAAAAGGAGUGCAAUCUCAGGGUCACCAUACUCGAUGAGCGGACAGCGCAAUGUCAGAGCGCUCUGGGCAAACUGCAAAGGGGAAGGAAGGCAAAACCAAGUAUGCGUCUCUCAACCUGUUUGAUACAUACAAAGGAAAGAGCCUUGAAACACAAAAGCCUGUUGUUCCCCCUCGCCAUGGCCUGCAGUCUCUUGGUAAAGUUGCCUCCGCGCGGCGUAUGCCACCCCCUGCCAACCUGCCCAGUCUAAAGGCAGAGAACAAAGGCAACGACCCCAACGUCUCACUCGUUCCCAAAGACGGCACAGGAUGGGCAAGCAAACAGGAACCAGCAGACCCAAAGAGUACCGAUGCAUUGUCAGCACCGCAGCCGGAAUCGCCGCAGCCUGUGGUUUCACAGAUACCUGCACCGACCCGCCCGAGAACACCUCCAGCUCCAGAGGGUCUGGCCCCCGCAUCAACCCAGGCCGCAGGGGCAAGGUCCUGGGCACAGGCCAGUGUUACACUUGGAACACAAGGGGAUGGUGGAAAGGGAUCAAACCAACCGUCGCCAUUCUCUCGCGAGGAAUUUCCCACCCUGCAGGCAGCUGGCGACCCGGACAAAGCUGGCAGAGAACAGGCCACUGCAGAUCAGUGGUAUGGGCCCGGACCAAGCCUCCGCCCCCAGAACGUUACAAGUUGGCGGGACGGUGGGGGCCGAGCCCUGGCGCCCACCUUGUCUGGGGAGGGAGCAGCAGAGGGUGGUACUGGUGGGGCAAUGGUGAUAGAUGGGGCAGGUGGGGUCCCCUCUCCAAACUCCCAGACUCAUGGGCCACCUAGAAACCCUCCUGCAGGCAGCCCCGCCUUGCCCCUGCCCCAGCCCCCUGUGGGGCCUGGGUUCCCCGCAUACAGAGGGAUCAUGCCGCCCUUUAUGUACCCUCCCUAUCUGCCCUUCCCAGCCCCCUAUGGUCCUCAGGGGCCAUUCAGGUACCCGCCACCUGGUGAUGGGCCUACUCCCAGGUUCUCUCAUGGACAGGUUGGUACUGACAGCCGGCCCCAAGGCAGCCCACGUGAUGCAGGGGGUGAGAUGGUUAAGCGUCCUUCAAUCUUAAAGCAGGAUGAUCUAAAGGAGCUUGACGAGCUGGACCAUGAUGGAGAUGAGGGCUGGGCAGGGGCUCAUGAGGAGAUUGAUUAUUCUGCUAAGUUGAAGUUCAGUGAUGAUGAAGGAGAAGAAGAGGCAGAAGAUGAGAGAACAGAGAACAAAAAUGAUUUGCGUGAGCAGCAGAGGUCCCAGGAGCCCCCCCUUACAACCUCUCGCUCACGAGCCUCAGACAGUGGUGGAGACAACCGCCGUACCCCUCCCACCAAUGCUGACAGUGGUCGCCAACCUUCCUCCAGCAAGCCAGGAUGGGCCGAGGAGGGAGCCGGUGGUUGGGUGGGGCAGGGACCAGCAUCAAACUAUCAGGGGCGCAGGCCUGGAUUGGGUGGUCCCCGGGAGCAGCCCUCCCCCCCACCUGGGCCGCUUCUCGGACAAGGGCCCUACUCCUUUUACCGACAGGACCGGCCUCUCAACCAAGGUGCCACUUUAGGCACUGGUAAACCUGUUUCCAUCCAACAUCAACCAACAGCUGGAGGCCCUACUCAACCUUCGCAGUCAGGCCUGUUGGUCCAUGGGGCCCAGGGGGAUGAUGAGGAUGAGACUUGGCGUCAGCGCAGAAAGCAGUCUUCCACUGAGAUCUCUGCUGCUGUGGAAAGAGCACGUCGCCGCCGUGAGGAAGAAGAACGUCGGAUGGAGGAAGAGAGACGUGCAGCCUGCGCUGAGAAGCUAAAAAGGCUUGAUGAAAAGCAGCAGCAAGGAGGCACCAUAGAAAGUGCUGGAAGCGGUAGUAAAACUCCCAGCCUGGAUGGGAAUUCUACAGCUGCCACAGCAGGCAGUCCUACUCCAUCUGUUUCAGCCUCUGCCUCUUCCCCCAACAUCAGCCAGCCUCCAUCCCCCUGUGUGGAUCCUGAGGAACCUCCGGUCUUGAUUGUCCAGGCAGGGCUUGGUGCUGGAGUCAUUGACAAACAGCGAGUCAGCAGCAACAGCAGCUAUGACUCAAAUGCAGAUGCUCAACAAUGUCCCCAGCAAGUUGUGUCACAGCCACAGCAGCCCAUGCUGGACAUAGCUUUACCAGGAGAGACUAAGGAAGAGGCCUCAGCUGGCCCCCAUGUUCGCUCAGGAAGUGGGAGUGAAAGAGCAGUCGACUCGGUUAAGAUUGAGAAUAUUGGAGGGGGAGGAGGAAGUCGUCAAGCUAGUGGUCCUCCUGGUCAGUGUUACUCAAAGUACCAGAAGUCUCUUCCGCCACGAUUUCAGAGGCAGCAGCAGGAGCAGCUUUUAAAGCAGCAGCAACAGUGGCAGCAGCAGCAGAACCAAGCAUCACAAAGCCAGCUGUCUCCUCAGCCCCAGCCUCCACAGGGUCCUUCACCAGGUGCAGCACCACAGCCAGGGCCUGGACCCAAACAGGGUGGACCCCUGUAUCAGCCCAGCGGUAUGGUGCGACCUCCACCUUUGCCAAUGAAUUUUGACCCUCGCUGGAUGAUGAUGCCAUACAUGGACCCGCGCAUGAUGCAGGGCCGCCCCCCACCCAUGGACUACUAUUCAGCUGGCAUGCACCCAUCUGGGCUUAUUGGGCGUGAGCGUUCUGAUUCAGGGGGAUCUGGUUCAGACCCCUUUGACAGGCAGCAGGGGCAUCCAGGGCACCCACACCGUGGAACACCCCCUAUGGAUCCUAAGCUGGCCUGGGGGCCAGAAGUAUUCCCUGGUGGAGGGGAGGGACGUGGGCUGACCUCCCCACUGAGGCAGAAGCAAGCACUGGAGGAUGAAGACGUAGCCAAAGGUUCUAGGAGUGAUACUCCUCCACAUCGCAUGAGAGAAGGUGGAUUGGGACCCAUUCAGCAACCCAACUCCAACUCUGGGACAUCAAAUCAGACACCCCCUCCUGUUAGUGGCCAGGGAGGCAGCCACCACACUCAUCAGUACAUGGGUGGAAGAGGCAACUACAGCAACUUCGCAGAUCAGGGUGCAAGGUUGCCUCCCCAUCAGCAGCAGCAGAGGGCAGGUGACAGGGGAAACCAGCCACAUAGCUUCACACAUCAGGAUGAAGGGCCUCCCAGAGGAUCGCAGCAGGGUCAGAUAUGGGGAGCUCCACACCCUCACUAUGAUCGCAAUGGUCGCACAGAUGUCCCUGUAGAGAGCAACUCUCACCACCACCACCAUCACAACCAUCACCCUCAGCAGCCUCACUUCCCUCUCCACCCUCAUAAGCCAGAGAACAGUCGUGAAAGGGUUGGUGAGGCUCCUGCUAAGAAGACUGACUCCACUCCUUCUCUUAACCAACCAUCCCUUUCAUCUUCCUGCUCUUCCUCUUCCUCCUCCUCUUCUGCAAGGGAAGAUGGAGGUGUCACAGUUGCCCAACAUCAUCACCCAUUACAGAGAGAGAGUGAAGCUGGUAAGGGACACAGUCUUGGUGAAAGAGGCAACAGUGGUAACCUUGGCAGUAACAGCCAUGUAAAACAGGAGAAAACCGGUCCAUCGUAUGCUCCCCAUUCCUCUAUUACCUCUAGUCCACCUCCCCCUCAACACGGUAGUCUUGCUCAACAUCAGCAGCAGCAUCCCCAUCAUAAAUCGAACCAAAGAGGGGGACGGGAUCACAAGACAGAAACCCACUGGGGCCCACGACCUGGCAGCAGUAAUAUUGGUGGUGGCUCCUCUCAUGGCAGAAAGGCCAACAAUGCAGGGGGUGGAAGCAACUCUCGUGGAGGUGAGGACUCUUCUAACCCCUCACUGGAACACAAAGCCUCUAUCCAGGGAGCAGGCACAAAUGCCAACAAGAGGGCUGGCCCCAUCAAGAAGCCAGUACUGAAGGAGAUGAAGCGGGACGGUGGGGAAGUUGAUGGAGGCGAAAAAUCAAGUCCAGGCUUUGGAAAAGCUAAAGAGCAAGAUGGUGGGCAUUUGGCCUCCAUGAAGCAGGAUGCCUCCUCCGUGUCCCAAAACACACUGGCUCCAGCUAAAGAUGAGACUGGCCAGACAUCCAAACCUAGGAUUGGUGGAAAAGAACGGUCCUCGGGAGGAGCAGGGGGAGGGUCAAGUAGAGCGCUCAAAGAUGUAGACACCACUUUGUCUGGAUUUCCAGUGUCCUCUUCCAGGAAGGACAGAGACCGCUCAUAUGAUAUAGUAGGCAAUACAUCCAACCACCAUGGGGUCCCUGCCAAAGGCAACAGCAGAGCUGGUCGCGGACGAGGGGGAGAGUUUUAUGGGCGUGGCCGUGGAUAUCGGGGUACAUAUGCAGCCAGCGCUGGUCCAAUAGGUAGCAGCCGGGGCAGGAUGGGGAGCAGGAGUGGCAGAGACUACCGCCCUGUUGGAGGUAGUCACCAACAGGAGUCAAAGGGUGAGGGACCCAGUGGCAGGCACGGUCAGGAUCGGUCCCAGCACAAUCCAGCCAGGGCCAGAAACCGCAGCGAAACCCGCAGUGAGGGUUCAGAAUAUGAAGAAAUCCCCAAGAGAAGGAGAGAAAGGGGCUCGGAAACUGGCAGUGAGAGUGGUGCAAGUGACCUUGGUCAUUCAGACAAAGAAGAUCACCAGAAACCCAGUACCAAGAAUGGCACUGAUAAUGCCACCACUUCCAGCAGUGGAAAUGUGUCAUCAGCACCACAGAGGGGCCCCCAAACCCGGGUGUUCACCCCCAGGGGUGUGCCAUCUAGAAGGGGUAGGGGUGGGGGAAGUGGCGGGGGAAAUGUGUACAGGGGUAGUGGAAAUGCUGCAGGACCACCUGGGGCACACCGGGGGGGACCUAUCUCAGGCUCUCAUGGUGGGUCUUCCAAGUUGUCUGCCACAGUCCGGAAGCAGCAAGGCCCAUCACAAACCCCUGGUCCCAAACAUCGGCCAGGGAAUGGUGGAGAGAAGAAAGACAAGAUGCCUGAAGCAAGUCAAACUCAGGGGUCCAAUCCCCCUCAACCUUUAUUGCCCCCUGCAACUUCUGCCACUCUAGGUUCUACUGAAAAUGGAGGGAUUCUGACCCAGCAAGUGUCCACCAAUGCUACAUCAAACUCUGCAGUGCCAAAUGUGGUUCCUGUAGCUACAAACCAUGGGUUCCCUCCCAGUGGAUUUGAACGUCCCCCUAGACGUCGACGUCAUGGGCGUUCUCAGCACCAGCAGGACAAACCACCUCGUUUUCGGAGACUAAAAGAGCGAGAAAAUGCGGCACGAAUCAACGGGGCAGUUGGGGUAAUAGGGGGACGGAGCCCUUCAUCUCCCUCUCUAAAUUCAGUUCAGGACAGUAAUGGCGCCCCCAUUCCUGCUCAUGUCAGUAUCCAGAAUGCUAACCACAACGCGACACUAACAGCCAACAAUAACAGUAGCGUUGGGCAUGUUGGUAACGCAAACAGCCACCACCAUCACCAUUACAACCAGAGCAAUGCUGGGCCAACACACACCCAGCACCACCACAGCCAUGGAGCAAAGUCCCCUGACUUCACCAACCAGAACUCAGACCAGGCCAAUGAGGAGUGGGAGACCGCCUCUGAAAGCAGCGACUUCACAGAGUUCAGAGACAGGGAGGGAGGAGGAGGGAAGGCGUUGUCCUCUCACCAUCAUCAUCAUCAUCUGGGUAAGGGAGGAGGUGGGGGCGGGGGCGGGGGUGUGGUUGAGCGAGACAUGACAGGGAAAGAGCCCUUGGCUAAUAAAAGAAGCUUCUCAAGCCAGCGUCCUGGCAUGGAGCGUCAGAACCGGAGGGUCAAUGCAGGAGGAGGGGGAGGCAGAGGCCCUCGUGGUCCUCCUGGUGGGCCCGGCAAUGGAGGUGGCAGCCGAGGGGAGAAGCGUGGCACUUGGCCCUCCCCAAAAAAUAGGAAGUGAUGGAAUGAAUCCAAACAUUUCCAUUAAACCUCACCCACAUUAAAACCCACUCUGUUACAUUUUAAUCCCAUUUGAUCAUUAUUUCAUGGCUUAUAUGUUUGCAUCCUUAAACCUAUUAGUGCUUGUACAGUAUAUGGAGAUGGUAUUCAUAUUCACGUAGCUGACCCCCCCCCCUCCCCGCAUCAAUCAAAUAUCUACCGUCCGUUAUUGUAAAUUUUUCAUCUUGCUCUCUUAUUCUACCCCCCCCCCCCAUUAUUUUUUACUGCUCUCAUUAACCUCACCCCAGUUGGAUUUGACAAGCAUGUGUUUUUGCAACAGAGAUGCAUGUCAGCGUUCACACGGAGCUCCACUCACGCAUUUACAAGCACAAAUGUGACAUCUUUACGAACACAUGGAACACAUGCAACUGCAUGUGUGCAAAAUGAAAAUGUGGGAUUGAAUUGGCAAAAAUGUUUAGAUUGGGCUAAUUUUUAUAUUUAUGUACCUGUGUGUAUUACUACCACACUUUGGCCUUGGUGGUAUUCAGUAGUGCAGUUCAGCUUUGCUUCCCUGACAAAAGGGAGCAAAUACAGCUUCAUCUUUUAACAACUAAUGUACCAUAAACUGUUUGUUAUGUUUUGGCCUCGUUUUAGUUGAGUUUUUGCCACUGAAAAAUGUUAAGUGUGCUUUUUUUUUUCUACAAAGCAGGUCAUUGAAAAAGUUUUUUUAAAAUUAAAUUCCUCAGUUCCUCUAUAUGCUGACUUCUUCUCCUGUAAAGUAUCUCUGAUUACUGUGAUGAGAUCCAUACAAUUAAUACUCCUUCAGUUUCUGCUGCUUGAGAUAAACUGCGUGUUGUUUCUUUUUCCUCCUGAGUGGGUGACCUGCUCUGACAUUUCAUUAGUUUUUCGUUGGUUCUUUUUAGGAGUAAAAGGCUUUUUUUUCCUUUUGGCCUCACAGUAGCAUCCUCCUUUUCUGCAGAGGUUCUGCACACUGCAAAAAUCAAAAAGGACAAUAGUUUUUCUCACGAGUUUUGUUUACCCUAUGAAGACUGUAUUGAUAGCGCUGGCUUUAUUUUAAAAACCAUUGUUUCCUCAGUGACUUUCAUUUUUAGGAAAACACUUUUUCUCCACCAAGAUGAUCUUGUUGGGCGAAAAUGAGUUUGAAAAAAAAUGUGUGUCAUGAUAGCAUCAAGAAAAAUGUUUGUCAUAAAAUUAUUUAUGCUUCAGUAUAUAAUUGAACAUGUUCUAAUAAGCACUCCUUGUAGUAUAACAAAAAUUUAUGGUUGCUGUUUUUUUCUUUUUUGUUGUGUUCAUGUGCUUGAGCAAGUUACACAUGAUGCAAGACGACAGGUACUCUGUCUGGGCCCAGAGUACAGAGCUAAGCUGAGUAAUCUACUAUCACACCCCUACUGUGCUGUGAUGCAAGAACGGGGUGGAGACCUCAUGCCAAGAAGGACUUUAUCCAAGAGCUCCUUGUCUGAGGAAGUAUUUUUCAAAGUGUGGGUUCUUGGAAUGGUUGUGUCAGUACACAGUGGCAACCAGAGGCCCAAACUAAUUAAAUACAGGACUGUGCUGAGAGGGUGAUGCACAAUUCACCUGCUCCAGUUCACCACGGUUUUCCAAAUAAUGUCGACCCGGAGUGUUGAGUAAAUUUGUUGUUGUAGGACUACACUUGUAAACAUAGUUUGUAUCACCUAUGAAAUACAGAACAUGGCAAAAUGACCAGCGACAACAUCCAAUUCUCAUCUGCAUCAAUUGUGUCACUGCUGUAAGUUGGGGUUUGUUUGUUUACUGACAACCGUAUGAAGAUCGUCUCUGGGAUGUCUUGAGUAGGGCAUUUGGUAAUAUGUAUGCGUGUGUGUGCGCGCGUGUGUGUAGCAUGUGUGUUUUUUGGUGUCUAUGUAAUUACUCUGGAUGGGGUGGGGACCAGAGGGUUAACAUGAAUGGCAAGCACUUUCUGCCUUGUUUGCCCACACUUGAUUUAAACAAUAUUAAGACAGUACUGCUGUUUCUUAAAUACAUCCACAUAUAUACAAUCAGCUGUGUAUAUGUUAAUCCAAAUGAAGAACAUGUAGUAGAGAACGUCACCUCUUUUGUGUAAUUUAAGCAUACGUUUUUCAGCAGGCAAGUGAAGUCGAACGUGUUAAUUUUUACUGAAGACUUCUCAGCAUGAACACACAACCAUAGGUGCAGCUUGCCUUGCUUAUUACUGGUUGAGUCAUUGACAGCUGUACACUUAACACUGGCUCAAAGAGUCCUUCAUCCCUCCCUAACUCUUAAUGUUGAUGUGCGCAUUAUUAUAUGUACCCAUGUUAAAAGAAAACAAGUAGUGUUACUCAGAAAAAUUGCUCAAAGAUUGUACUAUGUUUCCAGCAUUACUGAGGUACCUGGAGUGGUGCAAGCUGUUUUUAGCAUUUAUGGUUUUAUUAUUGGAACCGUAAUAUACACACAUGUAUGUAUAUUGGUAUGUAUCUAAGUUUUGUCUACCCCAACUUACAUUCCCACAAACAAAUGUUGCCAUUUUUAGUUCAAGGGAGCAAUGUACAAGCAGAGAAGUGUCUUAUUAUAAUAAAGUUAUACAGAGAAGGCAAAAUAAAUAAACUACUUUUGAUUUAAUGGAAAA
Molecule: messenger RNA, 8606 nt
Organism: Betta splendens (Siamese fighting fish)
Lineage: Eukaryota; Metazoa; Chordata; Actinopteri; Anabantiformes; Osphronemidae
Gene: prrc2a
Product: proline-rich coiled-coil 2A
Exons: 17
Coding region: 189-6005 (1938 amino acids)
Biological process (GO): cell differentiation
Source: RefSeq, a predicted model, not a curated record